AUGGACCCCACAGACCCCACAGACCCCACGAACCCCGCAGCCCCCAUGAACCCUGCAGCCCCCUCAGACCCCAUGGUCCCCACAGACCCCGCAGCCCCCGCGGACCCCACAGCCCCCACAGACCCCACGAACCCCGCAGCCCCCAUGAACCCUGCAGCCCCCACAGACCCCGCAGUCCCCACAGACCCCGCAGCCCCCACGGACCCCACAGACCCCACGAACCCCGCAGCCCCCACGAACCCUGCAGCCCCCACAGACCCCGCGGUCCCCACAGACCCCACAGCCCCCACAGACCCCACAGUCCCCACGGACCCCGCAGCCCCCGUGGACCCCGUGUCCAGGAGGAGGAAGAGUCGGAAGAAAGGGAAGGAGAAGCUCACGGUGGUGGAGGAAGCUGAGGAAGGGGGGAACGGUGCCACGGGGCGAGCGGCCGAGAUCGAGGGGCUGACGCAAGCCGGGCACCGGGCGCUGGGGCUGCGAGACAUGCAGGGGGCCCUGGCAUGCUUCAGGAAGGCGUUCCUGCUCUCGCUGGGCACCGCGAGCCCCCGGCUCCGCAGGGUUUGUGCCUUCAACCUGGGGGCUGCCUACGUGGAAGCUGGGAAGCCCAGAAAGGGCCUAAAAUUCCUCCUCGAGUCCCAGCCCGCAGAGGGUGAACCCCUCGGGGGGCUUUAUUUCAACAUCGGGGCGGCUGACGAGGGGCUCAGGGACUUCCCAAAGGCUCUGGAGUAUUUUGGCAAAGCGGCCGGGCCGUGCCGUGCCGGCAGCCAGGCGGUGGAGAUGGGCUGCUGCUACCUGGGGAUGCAGGAGCCAGCACGAGCCGCCUGGUGCUUCUUGGAGGCCGCGCACAGCUACGCGGUGGCCGAGAGCCCCGAGGCCGCCGCGGUGGCUCUGAGCAGGGCGAGCGGCUCCAUGCUGCAGAGCCGGCGGUUCGGGACGGCAGAAAUCGCACGGAUCCUCACCUGGUGUCGCUCGCUCUGCGACAGCAUCGCCGACCCGGCCCUGCGAGGGAAGCUCUACAACGAGGUCGGCCUCGGCUUCUCCCAGCUCCACGUCUUCUCCCUGGCCAGCGAGAGCUUCGAGCGAGCCCUCGCCCUGUGCCAGGGCACGUUGGGGCGGCGAGGGGAGGCUGCGCUGCUGCAGAACCUGGGCGCUGCCCGCAACGCGCUGCGCAGCUUCGGCACGGCCCUGGGCUUGCACCGGCGAGCAGCAGCGCUGCACGGUGCCGUGGGGAACCGGAGGGCCCAAGGGCAGUGCUUCGGAAACCUGGCAUACGCCUUCAGCCAGCUCGGGAACCACGAGGCUGCCGCAGAGAAUUACCUCCACGCCCUGCAAGCCUUCCGGGAUUCGGGGGACGUGCAGGGGCAGUGGCAAGCAUGCGAGGGGCUGGGAGCCGCCUGCUUCCACCUGGGGAACCCCCAGAAAGCCGUCGGGCACUACCAGGAGGCCCUGACUCUGCUGUCCCACUGCCCGGGCACCCCCAGGGCGGCCGGCGAGCGGAUCGUCAGCCAGCUCACCCGUGCCCUCCAGCACCAGCUCUGCCUCCACCGCCACCUCUCACGUUGGGGUGCCCCGGUGCCGGACCUCAGCCCGCUGCAGUUUUGCUCCGUGCUGCCCCGUGCCAGUGGGACACGGCUCCGGGGAAGCGAGGCGUGA
Molecule: messenger RNA, 1653 nt
Organism: Cygnus atratus (black swan)
Lineage: Eukaryota; Metazoa; Chordata; Aves; Anseriformes; Anatidae
Gene: TTC24
Product: tetratricopeptide repeat domain 24
Exons: 6
Coding region: 1-1653 (550 amino acids)
Molecular function (GO): protein binding
Source: RefSeq, a predicted model, not a curated record